Cornus florida is the source of this 2483-nucleotide messenger RNA. RefSeq lists its product as uncharacterized. NCBI's taxonomy places the organism in Eukaryota, Viridiplantae, Streptophyta, Magnoliopsida, Cornales, Cornaceae. The record is from RefSeq and is a predicted model, not a curated record. The transcript is spliced from 3 exons. The coding region runs from base 651 to 2228 and encodes 525 amino acids.
ACAAAGUCAAGACAGAGAGAUGAACUACGCGGAACGCCUCGGUUGGUACAGCAAAGCAGCGCAGUUCUCUCCAAUGCCUGCCUCGUCUUUCCUUUGCUGUUACUACUGAUACUCAUAAAACAGAGCCCUCUGUAACAAAAGGAUUGGUUGGUACAAAAUUACACAUGCCAUCUCUGUAGUCUAUGACUGUCUAUUUAUAUAUAUACAUACACACACACUGUAUAUGUUAAACACACACUCUCUCUCUAUGUAGACACUCUAGAGAAAAGGAAAAACCCAUUAGACAAGAUCCCUUCUACUAGUACACUAGUACCACAUAGUCUUACACAGCUACAGUUGCAGCCCAUAAAUGCAUAAAACUGUUUACAGUUUUUGAUAAUUUGUUAAUCACCACCAUGCCUCGAUUUAGUAAUCUCCAGAUUUGAAUCACGAACUCUCCUCAUUCUUUCCUUUCUCUCUCCUCCCUGAACUCUCCUCAUUCUUUCCUCUCUCCUCCCUCUCUCUCUCUCUCUAGCAGUACUAUUUGUAUCCACUUGUCCUAACUUCAACUCUCCACUUUCAGUUGAAAACUCAUCAACUCUGUCAUGUUUCAAAGCUCUCUAACCAAUUUCAAAAUUUGAUUCUUCUUUUGUCCAAUUAAAAAACAUACCAUGAUGAUGGCUCAUAAGCAUCUACACGAGCUACUGAAGGAAGAUCAAGAACCGUUCCAGCUGAAGAACUACAUUGCCGAUAUCAAGAAGAAACAAAUUCCCAGAACAACUUUACAAGUCAAGAAACGAAAACCCAUUGUUGAGAGCUCAAGCUCGAGGCACAGUAUUCUCUGCAAGCAUGCGUGUUUUUUCUCGUUCCAGGACUCGCCGGACGUCAGGAAACCACCGUUCUUUGAUUUUCCGUCGCCGGCGAAGAGUCCCUGUAAAAGCCCCAACACCGUUUUCAUGAAAGUCCCAGCUGGAACUGCUGCUUUGCUUCUCGAAGCUGCAAUGAGGAUUCAGAAACAAUCGUCCUCUGCUAAACCCAAAACCCAGAUUAAGAAUGUGGGGUUUGGGUUAUUAGGGUCGAUUCUGAAGAGAUUAAGCAAUCGGAGUAAGACCCAAAAACGUGAAAUCGACUGUGAUGGGGUUAGGGUUUCGGCCGGUGGUCGUAGAAAAUUCAGCGGAAAGGGCGAGAAAGUGAAGGAAAAUGUGGCGGGAGUGAAUUACAAAAGUGCUUCUGAGGUAGAAUUUUCGUGUUCUUAUGGGAAAACCAAGCUAAAUAGUGCUGUUUGGUCGGAAAGUAACGAAGAAAAUUGGUCUCUGGGUUUGGAGACCUCUACUAGUUGCAGGUCAGUGGACUCUGAAGAGAUUGAAUUUGUAUCUGAAGAGGGAGAAAAUGGAGGUUUCGCUUCCAUUGAAAAGCGCUUCUGUUCGAGCCCUAUAAGCCCUUUCCGAUUUGCUCUUACAAAAAGCCCGUCUUCCGGCCGCCGGACACCGGAAUUCUCGUCGCCGGCGGCGUCUCCUUGUCGCCAUAAUGAAAAGGAAAAAGAGAAUCACGUAGCAGAGAGCAUAACAAAAGUCCAAUUAGAAGAAGAGGAAGAAGAGAAGGAACAAUGCAGUCCAGUAUCAGUAUUGGAUCCUCCAUUCGAAGACGACGCGGAGGCGGAAAGACACGAAAGUGUGGACGAGGAAGAAGAUGACUAUGAUCUCGACUGCAGCUUUGAAAUUGUACAAAGAGCAAAACAGCAACUGUUGCACAAGCUUCGAAGGUUUGAGAGAUUGGCAGAGUUGGAUCCUAUUGAACUCGAGAAAAUAUUGUUAGAAGAACGAGAUGAAGAAAUUGAUAAUGAAGACCUAGAGGUCGAAAAUGAUUGGGAAGAUGACGAGUCACUUUCAUUUUGCAGAGAAAAAAAUGUUGAUGAAUUUAUUAGAGAAAAUCUUAACAAAUCAAGCCUCCAUUUUGGCGAAGUUUCAGCAGACACGAAAACACUGGUCUCGGACCUUAUUGCAGAGGAGAAAAGCGAAGAGAAUGCCUCGGAUGACAGUGAAGUUGUGGCGAAAAGAGUUUGCAAGAGGUUGGAUUCAUGGAAGGUGGUGAAAUGUAACACCAUUGAUAUGAUGGUGAAGUCGGAUUUCGUAAGAGAAUUUGAUGGGUGGAACAAAAAUCAGGAGCAGAUGGGAGAGACGGCAAUGGAGAUCGAGCUUGCUAUAUUCGGAUUAUUGGUUGAGGAAUUGUCACAAGAAUUAGUCUGCUAAAAAACUGGGCUGUGAAGGAAAACUUCAUAUAUAAAGUUUCUGGUCAAUCUAAAUAAUUUUUUGGUCUAAUUCUAUUAAUUUUUCUAGUGUGACUUCAGCUGUCAAGGGAUAUAUAUGAUAGACCUAAUUAGUAGUAAUUAAGUUGAUUUUAGUUUAUAUGGUCUUAUGUAUGUAUAUGUAUCAUGUAUGCAAAUGGGAAGAUGUAUGUAUUCUAAACUUUCGUUGCUCGAUUCAUGAAACAUUACAAGUACAAUA